Molecule: messenger RNA, 1674 nt
Organism: Dissoconium aciculare CBS 342.82
Lineage: Eukaryota; Fungi; Ascomycota; Dothideomycetes; Mycosphaerellales; Dissoconiaceae
Exons: 1
Source: RefSeq, a predicted model, not a curated record
CGAACAGCCCAUUCACGGAUGUUUCCCAAAAAACAUUCCUUCUCGUAUUCCUAUUUAUAUGUCGGAAUUCCAAUUGGAAUCAAGGGCCGCAUUGGAAAUGUAUUGUCGGUGGACAGUCCUAGCCCGGCGUGGUUUGACAUUCGCUCGGCGGACUAUCUCGAUCGAAGCACUUCCCAGCAGACUCUAGGAGAGAAGCUGAAACAAUAUUUGCAAACGCAGGGAGUCGAUGAACGGGACUAUGAAUUUGCAUAUCUGGUUACGGCACCGCGGUUCUUGGGCUACAGCUUUAACCCCGUCUCGUUCUGGUACCUUUACGACGAAGACACCAACCUCAAAUAUAUGGUUCUGGAGGUGAACAACACGUUUGACGAGCGACGUAUGUAUCUUCUGAAGGCCGGACGAGGAGCAGCAGCUCUCGAUGACUUCGACGUGGGGGAAACAAAGGGCGACCAAUCCUCAACCAAGACGGUCGUCUUCACCAACAGCUGGUCCAAGGACUUCCAUGUAUCACCCUUCAACAGCCGCAACGGCUCCUACUCCCUCCGCGCCGUCGACCCUCUAGCAUCCCUCGAACGCACCGGCCGCGUCCAAAUCGACAAUACGAUCGUGCUGAAAUCCUCCGAAAACCACCCGAAGAUCAUCGCCCGCGUCUUCUCCACCGACGCGCCCCUCGAACCGACCACCAUAACCGCCCUCCAACUGUCCCGGUUCAUCGCGACAUGGUGGUGGGUCGGUCUGGCCACACUCCCCCGAAUCCUCUGGGAAGCGCAGAAGCUCUUCUUCCGACGGAAACUCGAAAUCUUCUACCGACCGGAAGUCACCAGCAGCAGCAUCGGGCGACCCUACACAGACGAAGAAUGGGAUCUGGAAGAAUUCUUCCGCGCCUUCCUGAUCCACACCGUCGAGACCUCCCGCGAACCGCUCCGCGUCAUCUACGAGCCCGCGCACAACGCCCACCGCGAGAUCGUCCUCUACAGCCCGACAUACUCCACCUCCCUCUCCUCUUCUUCCUCCUCCUCUUCCCCCAGCAACAAUAAAUCCCGCCACAACAACAACAACGCCAACAACAACCAACCCAAACCCUCCCGCGCCCACGUCCUGGACCACACCCUCACGAUCAAAAUCCUCACCCCGGCCUUCUACACCCGCCUCCUGCACCACCCCAGCAUCGGCUCCGCCUUCGAAGCCGAAGGGUCGUCGCCCGCCACGCACGAGAAAGCCCGCACGGCGCUCUUCAGCAGCGGCGGCGGCGGCGGCCCGGGGCCGCAGAGCAUGGAGAUAUUCCUCCGCGCGGUCCGCGACGCGGACGUCCAGCUCCAACUCCGUCACCCGCGCACGGGCUGGCUGGAGAGUCUCCGGUGGGGGAUCCUGAAGGGCUUGAGAUGCCCGCCCGCGAAGCCGGCGUAUCCUCGGCCCGAGGAGGAGGAGGAGGGAGAGGAGGACGAAGCGGAUGUCGCCUCUGCUGCUGCUGCUGCUGCCGCCGCCGCUUCCGGCGAUGUCGCUCCUGCCCCCCCGUCGUUCUCCGAACUCGACCGUUUCAUGCAACACUCCCCCGGCAAUCUCGACGCUAGCUCCCGGAAGGCCUACCUCAGCCUCGCGACGAAGCUGUUCCUCGCCGAGCGCUACGCCGGCGGCCUGCCCGCCGUCAUCGACCUGCUCGACGCCCUCCUGCGC